Messenger RNA from Cokeromyces recurvatus, 874 nucleotides. RefSeq lists its product as uncharacterized. The transcript has 2 exons. Bases 84 to 836 code for a protein of 250 amino acids. The record is from RefSeq and is a predicted model, not a curated record. Lineage: Eukaryota; Fungi; Mucoromycota; Mucoromycetes; Mucorales; Mucoraceae.
GUGGUACUGGUGAGGUAGAAUAAAAUACAUUUAUUUUUAAUAAACCCAUAUCUUAUAUUCUCUCGUUUAUUAUUAUUAUUUAGAUGACGUCUAAACUUCAAGACAAAUCUUUAGAUUUAGCUAUUGCUUUGACUGAAGGACUUGUUGCAGGUAUUAGUAAAGGACAAGACUGGUAUAAAAUUAUAGGAACUUUUGUUGAUGCACCACUUUGUUGGGCAUUAUCAACAGGUAAAAAUGCUCGUUACACAUCUAUUGACUCACUUAAUAAAACGAAUGUGGCUAUUUCACGUUAUGGGUCUGGAUCUCAUAUUAUGGCUUUUGUUCUUGCUGACCAACAAGACUGGCAAGAACAGCCCUUUGAAUUUACAGUCUUGAACAACUUCAAGGCAAUGCGAGAUGCUGUAAAUGAUGGAACGAGUGAUUUCUUUAUGUGGGAGAGAUUUACAACAAAACCCUAUCAUGACUCAGGCGAAGUUAAGAAGAUUGGAAGUAUUACGCCCGAUUGGCCAGCCUUUAUGUUUGCUGCACAUACAGACAUAUUGAGAGAUAACGUAGAGGUAUUUCAGAAAGUUUUAAAGGCUAUCAACCAUGCUACUAGAGAGUUUGUAGAACAACAAGAUGAAUCAGUAAAACUGAUUAUGAAAAUGCUAAAGUAUCCUGAAGAGGAUGUACGAGAAUGGUUCAAGACAGUGCAUUAUGCGACUGAUCAUAAGCAAGUAUCUCGUCAAGCAUUAGAGAUUACAUUAAAGACUUUAUUAAAGGCAGAUGUUGUGAAGGAACCAGUAAAGAAUAUUGAAGAUUUAAUUGAUCCUCAAGUAGCUGAAUUAAUUGAUUAAAUAGAUAUUUUGAGAUAAUAAAAUUAAAUAAAUGCAUA